UAUGUUUUUCGCCAAUGUGAAAAUUAUCGCCCUGGGUAGUUAGAAGGAAAAUUUCGGCACAAAUCCGAACCACGUCCGGAACAGCCUGACCAACUGCGGCAUCCUGGUCCCGGUUCGGCAAGGAGUACGAAACGGACAGAAACAUUACGCACAACGAGCGGCGCGAUUUCUUCGCGGAUCUGGAGAAAGGUGGCCUUGCAACGUACCGCGCAGCGAUCGUCCUGAAUGAACAUCUCGCCGUACUCGCACCUGGAGGAAUUUAUGCUGUACGCGCAUAAGUCGGACCUGUGCCACGAGCUGGAACUUCGCCACGCUUUGGCCAACUGCUUUGAAGCUCUGAUUGGCGCACUCCUGCUAGACGGUGGCAUCGAGUCUUUGCGUACGCGCUCUUCCAGGAGGACGAAUGUCUGAGCAAGAUGGAUUAAUUAUCCGCCGCAUCCGCUGCAGGAGCAGGAACCGCUCGGCGAUCGGCACCACAUCGAGUCGUUCGAGAUGCUGAGAACGAGGCGGAUAUGGGACUGGAGGCGAUUUCGUAAUCGGAAGAGAAUUUUG
Messenger RNA from Culex pipiens pallens (northern house mosquito), 552 nucleotides. Its product is annotated as ribonuclease 3-like. Lineage: Eukaryota; Metazoa; Arthropoda; Insecta; Diptera; Culicidae. The record is from RefSeq and is a predicted model, not a curated record. Bases 226 to 411 code for a protein of 61 amino acids. Gene Ontology annotation, molecular function: ribonuclease III activity. The transcript is spliced from 2 exons. Gene Ontology annotation, biological process: RNA processing.